Paramacrobiotus metropolitanus is the source of this 1233-nucleotide messenger RNA. RefSeq names its product protein ENL-like. The coding region runs from base 24 to 1124 and encodes 366 amino acids. The transcript has 3 exons. The record is from RefSeq and is a predicted model, not a curated record. Lineage: Eukaryota; Metazoa; Tardigrada; Eutardigrada; Parachela; Macrobiotidae.
UCCUGUGAUUUUCCAGUUACAAAAUGUCUGCAACUCCGCGAAAGCCUACUGCGCGGAAGACAGUAGUUCCGGUUAUGCGUGUUGCACGGCCGAGCAGAGAGUUAGCGGGGCUUCCGUUUGGUUAUUCGCCUGAAAGCGACGAGGCGCAGUCUUCUAGCCGCGUAACUCGAGCCCGUGUGUCUACUCGUUCCGCCGAACAACCUGUGUUUUCUGCUCAGUCCCCUGGACCGUCUGGUAUCCGAGCGGCAAUGGAGAGCCGUAAUUCUAAACAGCGUGCCAGUAAAAGUAAAGGCAAAGCGAUCUUGGAUGCCUUGCGUCGCCGCAACGAAAGAGCUAAACUUGCUGCACUCGCCCGUCGUGAUGCUGCUGUUAUUAGCCGAGGAAGACGCCGUGGCAAAUUCCCGACCGAUCCCGAUGUGGAGAUUUUGCAGCCAUCUCCUCCGAAAAGCCCACAGAAGAAGCAGAGUAUCGCUGUGCGACAGUUGGGCACUCCGGACCUAACUGAAGAAGAACCUGAGUCCUCGGAGACUCCGUCGGUGCGAGCAAAGCGAGACGAAGAGCAUCUGCAGAAAGGCGGAAUUUUGUAUGUGCCUUACGAUCCGAAGGCUCCGCGGCCGGUCUUCAAGACCAAGCAGACGGCUCGUAAGCGCGCGCAUUCUGGUGUGUUUCCACGGAUGGCUCUGGCUGACAAACAGGAGUUGGCCAAACAUCAGAAGACGGAUGCUGAAGCACGUCAGGCGAUUGUUGCGUCAUCAAGUGUGGAGAAUGAAGCGCCGCAACCGUCUACUUCGGCCGCUGCCCCGUAUUAUCUCCGCUCUCGUGGACAAAAGCGCAAGCGUGUAGAAAUGUCUCCAUCAUCUUCAUCGGAAAGCGGCAACUCUUCUUCGGAUGACGAUUAUGACAGCACUGUUGCUGUUUCUGAUGCUGAAAUCGCUGAUGACGAGGCAGAGGACAGCCAGAUUGAAACUGCUGGAUCUGGCCUGGAAGAAAUAGAUGUGGAUCCACUACCGUCUCUGCAGCCAGUUGUGCCGAUUGUUCUGCCUGUUCCAGCUACGGUUCAUGAGGAUUCACCCGAGAUCGGCGAGCCAAUCAUUUAUGUCCAACCGCAUUCCAAUGAAUUGUGAUUGUGCUCUGCCAUAUCACCUUGGCUAUUGUCUGUUCUUCGUAUGAUUUGUUCUUCUGUAGGUUAUUCUUUUGAUGUCAUGUAUUAUGAUCAUCUGCUCCUAUCGUUAU